AUGUCCAAGACGCAGUCGCGGGCCGAAGAUGCACUCCAGCACAUCCGGUCUCAGAACGGAUACAGCUGUGAUCCUGACGAGGACUCGCAGACGGACGAGACAGAGAAGGACCCCUUCGAGGUGGGAUUUGAGAGUGGCGACCAAGAUCCUCUGUGUCCGCGCAGCUUCGGCAAGGCGAGGAAGUGGAUAAUUGUCUUUAUCGUGUCGUUUGCUAGCUUUUGCGUAACCGCAGCUAGUUCCAUUUACACGUCGACAUAUGCUCAGAUGCAAGCCGAGUUCGGUAACUCGCGUAUCGUAUCGACGCUGGGCCUUUCGCUGUUCGUCCUCGGUAUUGCACUCGGUCCCUUGUUCAUGAGCCCCCUGAGCGAGUUCUACGGCCGACGGCCUAUCUAUCUCGUCUCGUGGACUAUGUACGUUAUCUGGAUUAUUCCUCAGGCCGUCGCCAAGAACAUCGAAACUGUGCUUGUCGGUCGCUUUUUCGAUGGUUUCGCCGGUAGUGCAUUCCUCGCCGUGUCUGGCGGCACCGUGGGUGAUCUCUUCGUCCCCAACGAGUUGCAAGCACCUAUGCUCAUGUUCUCGAUCGCACCGUUUGUUGGUCCUUCUAUCGGACCCCUUAUCGGUGGAUUCAUCAACUACAAUGUCGACUGGAGGUGGACGUACUAUGUGCUGCUGAUCUGGGCGUUUGGCUUAUUGCUGGGAAUUGUGUUUCUUGUUCCCGAGACUUAUCAUCCAAUCUUGGUCAGAAACAAAGCGAGAGAGACUCGAAAGGAAACUGGAGACGAGAGAUGGAAGGCCCCCAACGAAAAGACGCAAAAGUCUGUCGCCGGCGCCAUCGGACGAUCCCUUCUUCGCCCCUUUCAGCUCCUCAUCUUUGAGCCCAUGUGUCUCAACCUGUGUAUCUUCUCAGCCAUCCUCCUAGGCAUACUGUACCUCUUCUUCGGAGCUUUCCCCCUUGUCUUCAUCAACGUCUACGGCUUCAACCUGUGGCAGGUCGGUCUCACAUUCUUAGGUAUCCUAGUGGGCAUGGUGCUCGCCGCCGGCCUCGAUCCCGUGUGGCAUCGUAUUCGGGUCAACCUCAUCCGCCGACUGAGUGAGGAAUCGGGCGUCGAGGGCAAGAGUGAGCCCGAGUUCAGGCUGCCACCGGCCAUUCUAGGUUCAAUCCUCGUGCCGGCAGGCAUCUUCAUGUUCGGCUGGUCUUGCUAUCCCUGGGUUCACUGGAUAGUGCCCAUCAUCGGAGCAGCCAUCUUUGGAGCUGGGACACUCCUCGUCUUCAGCGGAAUCUUUACCUUCCUGGUGGAUGCGUAUCCGCAGUACGCCGCGAGCGCCCUGGCCGCCAAUGCAUUCGUGCGCUGCGCCUUUGCUGCCGCGUUUCCCCUCUUUGGAAACCAAAUGUAUGAGAAGCUCAACUACCAUUGGGCUUCUUCGUUGCUGGCCUUUCUGACGGUCGCCAUGAUGCCUUUCCCGUAUAUCUUUUUCCGGUACGGCAAGCGUAUCAGAGCCAACAGCCGCUUCGCUACAUCGUAA
This is a messenger RNA of Fusarium vanettenii 77-13-4, 1524 nucleotides long. RefSeq lists its product as uncharacterized. Gene Ontology annotation, molecular function: transmembrane transporter activity. NCBI's taxonomy places the organism in Eukaryota, Fungi, Ascomycota, Sordariomycetes, Hypocreales, Nectriaceae. The transcript has 6 exons. Gene Ontology annotation, cellular component: membrane. Gene Ontology annotation, biological process: transmembrane transport. The record is from RefSeq and is a predicted model, not a curated record. Bases 1 to 1524 code for a protein of 507 amino acids.